Anopheles nili is the source of this 3408-nucleotide messenger RNA. RefSeq names its product dynein axonemal assembly factor 1 homolog (gene dtr). Gene Ontology annotation, molecular function: protein binding. Lineage: Eukaryota; Metazoa; Arthropoda; Insecta; Diptera; Culicidae. The record is from RefSeq and is a predicted model, not a curated record. Bases 1 to 3360 code for a protein of 1119 amino acids. The transcript has 10 exons.
AUGGUGCGCGAAAUGGCUGAUACCGAGUUUGGGCCUAAAAAAAUGACGAAGAAAUCAAUUCAGGCGUCAUGCCGGAAGAACAAGCUCUAUCUGACGCCUCAUUUGAACGACGUUCUUUAUCUGCACUAUUCCGGUUAUAAUGCCAUCGAGUGUCUCGAGGAGUACGUGGGCCUCAAAUGUCUCUGGCUCGAGUGCAACGCCAUUUCCAGCAUUUCCGGGCUCGACCACCAGGCCCAACUGCGAUGUCUCUAUCUGCAUAACAACCUCAUCAAGAAAAUCGAGAACUUGGAGAACUGCAAGCAGCUGGAUACGCUGAACCUUUCCCAUAAUCACAUAGCGAAGAUUGAAAAUUGUGGAGGCGAAAUACUUCCUCUACUAAAUACGCUAAAUAUAUCCCACAACUGCCUGAAAUCGAUCGAGAGCAUUGCAGAGCUGCGAAAGUGUGAUUUCGUGUCCGUGCUGGACAUUUCGCACAACCGUAUCGAAGACAUAGCGAUCGUCAAGGUUUUAGGCGAAAUGAAAGGGCUUCGUGUGCUGACGAUGACAGGAAAUCCGGUUGUCAAUGAAAUACCCUCUUAUCGCAAGACGCUCGUGCUGGAAUGUAAAUCACUCACAUAUUUGGAUUCUCGGCCGGUUUUUGACAAAGAUCGAGCGUGUGCCGAAGCCUGGAAACGUGGUGGCUACGAAGCGGAACGGAAGGAACAUUUGCACUGGAAAAAGGAAGAGCAACGCAAAAUGCGACGUAGCAUAAACGCAACGUUACGUUUACGACACCGAGGAGCCGGGGAACCUGAAUUGCUGAAAACUAGCAGCGACGAGGAAUCGGAUGAAGGAAAGGACCGCAAGCUUGAGGAACAAGAAGGCUUACCACAGGAGGAGUAUCAAUCCAACGAGCUGGCAUGGAAGGAAAUGGAAGACCUGUUCAACCAACACACCAGUGCGCUGUCACGAUCGUUACCAUCUGUUCCGUCAAAUACUACUCAGGCUUUCGCCUCACGAUCAUUUGAAAAUGAAGCACAGUUUGUUGCGGAGAAACCAUAUAAUGAUGGUAUGCCAAGGGCGCUUAUUGAAGAAAUCACGAUAGAUGAGUAUGUGGAACUGAUUGCAGACAAGACAGCUUUUGAAGACGCCGCUAACAAUUCGUCGAAAUUAGCAGAAGAACUACCAGAAGAAGCUAAAGACCCUGCUUGGAUAGAUAAUCCUAGUAUAAAAGCGGAAAGCAAUGAAGCUGGUGUGGAAGAAAAAGAUGAAAAUGCAGAUAAUGCAUCGGAAGGACACGGUGCUAAUGAAGUAUCACACAGAGAAGCAAUGAAGGUAGUAAUAGAUGAAAUAUUGGAUGAAUCAAAAGACGUUGUUUCAAGCAUCAUACUUGCCUCAGAUAGUAAUCAAGCAUCAAAUGAUCAAGCAGAAAUCGCAAAACCAGUAGUAGCCGAUGGCAAGCGAGACGCUCGACUUGCGUCCGCUGAAGAAGAUGACACCUUGAACGUGGUAAUUCAUUCGAAGGAGAUUUCUAUAACGAUGCAGCCGUCCAAUUGCGAUGCAAGAGAGUACCCACUUGAGCUGCAAGAUGUUAACGAGCAGAGUGGUGAACGAAAGGAUUCCACCACUUCGGUAGAUUCUGUCAUGGGAUCCGACUCGAACUCCGACCCCACACUAGUGACCGAUUGUGAUAGAUGUGUGCAAGACGGUAGCUUGGCGAACUCGUCCCGUACGGACACUUCCUCAGACAGUGAGGAUAUGUUUGACAAGAUAGUGCCGAAGAAACACCGCAAGCUGGCAUCUGCCGUGCGAGCCAGCGAUUCGUCGACCAGCAGUAGCUCGGAAUCAGCGGAUGAAGCCGGCGGCUGUAAGCUGGACAGUGUGCUAGACCGUCAGAACACGAUCACAGAGUUCAUCGACGAGUAUAAACGCUUUUUCCACUCGGUUGAUUUGCGUGAUCCAAAGUGCGUUUUGAAAAACCGCCACAAGCUCGUGCGUCCUCAGACGGCGAAGGUACAGCGUACGGAACCCCUGGUGUAUGAGGGUGUAUUGAAGACGAUAGAACGCAACUCGAAUGAGGCCAAGAUCGAGCAGGCACGUCAGGAGCGAGCGAUGGAAGAUCGCAGCCUUGCGAAGGACACUGUGUUCGAGCGGUUGUUGAAAGGACACGCGACGGUCAACAUGAACAUCGAACAUCAGGCGAUAUCUAUCGGCGGGAAAGAGCACAACUUCCAGGAGUACCGGUUGGAGAUGUUCCGCAAAGAUCAAGAGAAGCUGCAGACGUUGAUUGAUCGUGUCACGGCGCAGAAGGACAAGUACAACGCGCACAUCGAUAGCAUUCACGAUCAGCUGGCAAACAUCAUGGAUGAUUACGGGCAGAUCAGUGAGAAGUUGCGGAAGGUCGACGACAUGAUACAAACGAUCGGUGAAGAUGUCAACAGCGAGGGAAGAGAGGCCCUCCUGGACUGUGCUGCAGGUGGACAAGCAAUUGCUAAUGUUAUCAACGAGCCCUUGACACCUGCACUGAGCUUCAGAGCAACUCCCGAUCUCGCAGCAACGAUCGAUCCGGAAAUAGUCGAUCAUCUAUCGUCUGAAGAAUCAGCUGAAGACAAAUUUGAGGUACCUCAGACACCUAAGAUCGGAAGCGCAUCAGGUGAGCCACAGAAACGUGAUCCCCUGACAGAUAAGUUCGGAUCCGAUCCCGUGUACCGGAAGUUCAUCGACAUCCAAUACGAGAUCGAUAAGCUAACGGAGGACGAGAUCUUCUGUGCACUCUCUGAAGCGGCCCGAGAACUUCACGAAGAGGAGCUCGAGGCUCAGCUACUUCAUGACGCCGUCGAUGAGUACUGGAAUCCGGACACUGACAUCGACGGGUUCCGCCGAUGCUUGAAUCUCGACGCACAUCCCGUCAUACAACGGUUCAAGCACUUCAUCGAGUACCAGGGCACCGAUACGGACGAUACGGACACGGAAGCGCACGUCCAGAAACUGGAGCAAGCCUACCGUAAGUAUGAGCGUCGUCUUUCGAACCAUCUCUUCGACGAGUAUCUGAUCCUAAGUCGCAAGGCGAGCAUUGCAACGACCACCGGAGGGGAAUCGAGUGCAGCCGAAUUGGAGCUGAUCGACCUUGAGUCGGGUUGCGUGCGGCGAGCGUCCACAAGCAGACGUUCUACGGCUUGGGAUAUGAAGGAUUCCUUCGAUGAAGCUUUCGCCGAGGUGGACGAGGCCAUCGAGCCAAUUCCUAGCGCUUGUCAAGCGCUUGAAGAACCAAAGCCCGAAGAACUGGAAGAUGACGAGUCAAGGCCAGAAGUCAACCACCGUACACCAGACGAGAGAUCAGAGGAUCCGAUCGCAGAGGUGGACAAACCGGAGUCGUGUUAGAUGACCACCGUUAGUUGUACCAAGCCAGAGAGGCUUUCUUAAUGUUAC